Messenger RNA from Symbiodinium natans, 4044 nucleotides. The record is from the annotation of a GenBank genome assembly. NCBI's taxonomy places the organism in Eukaryota, Dinophyceae, Suessiales, Symbiodiniaceae.
AUGGACCGUGGCUCCAGACAUGGACCGUCGUUUCCCACCAUCGAGGCGGCGGAGACUCAACCCGAGUCAUCACCGUCCUCUGCAUCGUCCCGAUUAUCUGAAGACCGACGAGGGGAGCUCAGCCCCUCAUCCUCCUCUGCGCCGAUUCGCAGAGUGUCUUCACAGCGGGCAUCUCGGGCGACGACGCCGACCAGUACCGGAAGGAUCGUUUCUGGCCAUCUGGCCUCGGACUUCGACGAGCAGCUCUUCAAGCCGGAGCUCUACGAGUUGGAGUCGGAGAAUGAUGCCCAGGCGCAGCAGCUGCUUCCCUACCCCACCUGGUCGCCGGAAGCACACCGGGAGGAUAUGAGGCUGCCGGGUCCUCUUGGCUUCAUUCAAUCUGACUGGUUUCUGGUGCUGUCUGGUAUGGUGGUUGCAUUCAACAUCAUGUGCCUGUACAUCCAGGUGGCAUGCGAUGUUUCAGAUGAGGAUGCCAAGGUUCUCGAGAACGUAAACGACACUUGCCUGGUGCUGUACACCAUUGAGGUGGUGCUGAGAUUGUUUCAUUUUCGAUUGCGAUUCUGUGCACACGCCGUGGACGGCAUGUGGAAUCUCUUUGACUUGGUCAUUGUUUGUGCAGGCGUUUUCGACCGCUGGAUAUUUCCGUCAAUGAAUACCCAUCUCGGAGUCAAGUCGCAGGCAUCCAGCUUCUGGUUGCCACUUCUACGCGGAAUCCGGGUUCUAAGGUUCAUCCGCGUGGUGAAGCUUGUUGGGGUGCUCUUUCGCUCAGAUCUUCGGUGGACUGAGGGUGUCGCCUUUGCAUCAGUGGUCUCUGCAGUGAUCAUCACAAGCGUGAUACUCAUGGGCCUGGAGACAGACAUCCAGUCUCCGCUAUGGCAGCCCAUUAAUGACUUGGUUUUGUUGUUCUUCGUUUUUGAGCUGGCCGUCAAUAUCCGAAAGCAGGGCUGGCUGCACUUCUUCACCUCCGAGGAUCACGUCUGGAACUGGCUGGACAUGAUCAUCGUGGUCCUGGGCACCCUCGAUCAAUGGGUCAUAAAACUUUUUUUCAUCGCGGUGUACGGCCGCGAUCAGAGUCACGAGCUGGGCAGCUCGCUCAUGCUCUUUCGCCUGUUGCGAAUGCUCAGGAUCUUGCGAGUUCUCAGGCUCGUGAAGGCAGUGCAACCACUCUAUUUGCUCGCGCUGGGCAUUGCUGAGGCAGUCCAGAGCAUGUUCUGGGUCUUGCUGCUGACCAUGGUGGCGCUCUAUGCGUCUGCCAUCGUGAUCACACGCAUUGUACGAGAGACGCACAUCGAGGAUGUGCCUGAAGCUGCCAAAGCAAAUUUCCAGAACGUACCUGACUCCAUGUUCACGCUCUUUGUCCUCAUGAAUGGUGAGGAGUGGCCUGACGUCAUGCCCCUUUUGGAUGCGUGUCCAAGUCUCAAGUUCAUGUUUGUCCUCUUCAUUAUCAUCUCCACAUGGGCCUUACUGUCGGUGAUGACGGGUGUGGUGAGCGACAACAUGAUUUAUGCGAGGGAGGCGCAGUCUCAAAAGGACGAUGCACUACAGGGGGAGCGUCGAGCCAAGGUCCAAAAGGCCUUGAACGACGUUUUCUUUGCCUCGCGUGGGCUCUCCUCUGACAAGAGGCUGGCGGCCAGAGACUGGCAGGACGUCUUGAAGGUUCCGUUUUAUGCCAAGAAGAUCAUGGAUGUGGUGCCCUCCGUACCCAAGAAGGAUCUCAUUGACAUGUUCGACUGGCUGGAAGCAGACGAGUCGGAUUCCAAAGUCACCUUCCAGGAGGUGCUGCGCGGAGUGAUGACGCUGGCCGAGCCCCCGAGCGGGAAAACCCUGCUCCAGGUUGACUCAGAGGUCAAGCAGCGAUUCUCCAGGUUGCAGCAGCAGGGCACCAAUGUGGAGAAUUGCAUCGCAGAGCUCGACGAGAAAGCAGCUUACCUAGAGAUUUGCUUCUGUGUCGUGAUUGUCGUGAUCGCAAUGAAACAACAGAUUCAGCUUGAAGAGCCAAGCUUCAGAAUGAUCAGCGUGGAGAGGGGGAAGAGGGGCAACACAGUGCAACAGCAAGCUUGGAAGCGAGCAUCAAACAGGCAGGUACUGAAUGGAACACGCCGGGGCAUCGCCAUGAGUGCAUCGUGCUAUGAUGUAAUGAGAUGCUGGGACACUGAAGAGGAGGCGAGUGGUGGAAAUGUGGAGGGCAUCGUGUCCGUUGACCCGCUGCCGCCUGCGAGCGAUGCGAUGGUCGGCUACAAAGGGGGCUCUGAGGAGGAGGAAGAGGAUUCUGAGGAGGAAUAUGAUAGGAGGGAGGGCCUCUGGCCGCUGGAGAAGUUGAAGGCACAACUUGAGGCAGGGAAGGAUACUGCAUCAAGUGAUAUCUCAAGCGCUUCGCGCGUUUCUCUUGCGGGUCUUGUGACAACGGGUGCGAUGAAUCCUCCACACUUGGGCCACACAGAGCUGCUGCAGAAGGCGGCUGAGCGACUGCGAAGAGAAGGCUUCGAAGUUGCUGGUGCCUGGAUCUCACCGUCCCAUGACGGUUACGUGCAGCCGAAGGCUCGGAAGCUGGGAACGAUAGGGCUUUCGUCACCGUUCCGCUUGGAGGCUGCUCGCAGAGCGGUGCGAAAUGACGUGCUUCUGGAAGUCGGCAGCUGGGAGGCGGAGAAGCCAGGACGGUGGCCAGACUUUCCAGAGGUUGCGGUCGCGUUGCAAAGGAAGCUACAAGAUGCCGAGAAGGCAUGGAAUUUGGAUCGCAGCUUCAAGGUUUUCUAUGCAUGUGGCACAGACCACGCCAAGAGCAACGGCCUCUACAGAGGCCUUCUGCCGGAGAGGGGGCUGGGCGUUGUCGUGGUCCCGCGCGCUGGCGAAGCGGCACAAGCCGAAGUACCGGACAAAUCCGUGUACGUGGCGGAGGGCAUCUUGGGGGAGGGAGCGUCUUUCAGCUCCACCAUGCUGAGAACGGCCUUCAAGUCACGGAAAGCCUCAACGGUUGUGAGGAAGACGGUUUCUGACCAGGCUGCCAGCUUUCUUCUUCGGCCAACACGUGAGGAGUUCCUCAUGUUUCCAGAGGACUUUGCCAAGCUUGGCAUAGCUGGUCCCUCGCAGGCACCGGCUGGUGGCGGCUUACAGUUCUUUGAUGCAGGCGCAGCGCAACCUCAGGGGCCUGGCAUGUCCGCUCCCCCGCAGCCUGUUGGAGGUCAAGUGCGGCCACCUUUUGGCGGGCAGAUGGGAGAGAUGAGUGGCCAGAUGGGCCCGGGGCAGAUGGGUCCUGGGCCGAUGGGCCCCGGCGCGAUGGGCCCUGGGCCUGGCCAGAUGGGUGGACAGAUAGGCGGCCACAUGGCGCCAGGAAGCUUUCCGCCACCCGUCGUAAACAAUUACGACGAUGACAUCGAGAAUGAGCCACCCCUGUUAGAGGAGCUCGGCAUUAACGUUGAGCACAUCCUUCUUAGAAUGCAGGGUGUGGCGUUCUUCAAAAAGCUAGACGAGGAAGUCCUCAAGGAUGCCGACCUUAGUGGGCCCCUGCUCAUCUGCCUAACGCUGGGCAUGGCGCUGCUGCUUGUCGGAAAGCUGCAGUUUGGGUAUGUAUAUGGCUUGAUUGCCGGCGGUUCCUUCGGCAUCUGCUGCCUCAUAAAUGUGAUGAGCCAAAAGGAAGGCAUCGACCUCUACAGAACAAUUAGCAUCCUUGGAUAUGGGCUGAUACCGAUCGUCUUCCUCGCCCUCUUCGGAAUCAUUGUUUCGCUGAAGUCCACCUUCGGCUCCAUCAUGGCUGCCAUCUGCAUAGCCUGGGCAACUGCAUCGUCCUCGAGAUUCUUCGCGAUUGCGAUACACAUGCAGGACCAAAGGUGGCUGGUUGCUUAUCCUGUUGGUUUGGCACCGAUCUUACUUCUAAGCUCGACAUGCGAUGCUACAGUUACAAGACUGUUACAAGUUAUAGCAUUUGCAGUUGCUCCCCCCCUCCCCGCCCUCCCCCUUCCCUCCCCUCUCCCCUCCCCCCCGUCUCCCCUCCUCUCCCCACCCCCGCAUUGCCUCAAGUUUAAACAAUUUAGGACAACACCGAGGUAG